Arabidopsis lyrata subsp. lyrata is the source of this 1253-nucleotide messenger RNA. RefSeq lists its product as uncharacterized. NCBI's taxonomy places the organism in Eukaryota, Viridiplantae, Streptophyta, Magnoliopsida, Brassicales, Brassicaceae. The transcript has 7 exons. The record is from RefSeq and is a predicted model, not a curated record. The coding region runs from base 123 to 1124 and encodes 333 amino acids.
GGAAAAAAAGAAAAGAAGGAGCGUGCAAAUAAAAGUCACAGUCGCGACCCAAACUAGCGAAAAGCUUCGAUUUCCAGCGAUCCUAGAGUUGGAUUUUUAGGGUUUGAAUCUUGAGAACGAAGAUGUAUUCGUUAUCGAUGCAAUUCUCGCUUUUGCAAUCACCAUCUCGACCUUCUUCGUCUUUCUUAGCCAACCAUGAACCUAAACUCUCUACUUCUUCCUCCUCUGCGAGCUUCCCCUUGAAGACUUGGAAGAGUACCGGAAGUGGGAAUUUGAUGGUUCUGAGAGUUAAAACUUAUGGUUCUUCUUCUUCUGAUUCCUCUCCAGAGUCCAAUGGCACUCGGCCCAAAAGCAGGAGGGAUAUUCUACUGGAGUAUGUUCAGAAUGUGAAGCCUGAGUUCAUGGAGAUGUUCGUUAAACGUGCCCCUAAACAUGUGGUUGAUGCAAUGAGACAAACUGUGACAAAUAUGAUUGGAACGCUGCCACCGCAGUUUUUUGCGGUUACUGUCACCUCUGUUGCUGAGAACCUUGCACAACUGAUGAUGAGCGUAUUGAUGACUGGAUAUAUGUUUAGAAAUGCUCAGUAUCGUCUUGAAUUGCAACAAAGUUUGGAGCAGGUUGCUCUUCCUGAACCACGUGAUCAAAAGGGGGGUGAGGAAGACUAUGCACCAGGAACUCAAAAGAAUGUUUCAGGGGAAGUGAUCAGGUGGAAUAACAUUUCUGGUCCUGAAAAAAUUGAUGCAAAAAAGUAUAUCGAGCUUCUAGAAGCAGAGAUCGAAGAACUCAACCGUCAAGUGGGGAGAAAAUCUGUGAAUCAGCAGAACGAAAUUUUGGAGUAUCUAAAAUCUCUCGAACCCCAAAAUCUUAAGGAGCUUACAAGCACUGCAGGCGAAGAUGUUGCCGUGGCCAUGAAUACAUUUGUCAAGCGGCUUCUUGCUGUGUCAGACCCAAAUCAAAUGAAGACGAAUGUGACAGAGACAAGCGCAGCGGACCUUGCAAAAUUGUUGUAUUGGUUAAUGGUAGUUGGAUAUAGCAUUCGCAAUAUCGAGGUUCGGUUUGAUAUGGAACGUGUGCUUGGUACUCAACCGAAGCUUGCAGAGCUGCCUCCUGGUGAAAUUAUUUGAACACUGUAAUGAAUAAAACCAGGGCUUUUUUUUACCCGAAGAACUCAGAUUUCACUUGUCAAGUAAUUUUUAUUGUAAAAUUGAUUGAACUUACUUUGAAGAGAAGACAGAUUUUGCUUUGAGAGACCU